This is a messenger RNA of Sorghum bicolor (sorghum), 918 nucleotides long. Its product is annotated as atherin-like. The coding region runs from base 1 to 918 and encodes 305 amino acids. The record is from RefSeq and is a predicted model, not a curated record. Lineage: Eukaryota; Viridiplantae; Streptophyta; Magnoliopsida; Poales; Poaceae. The transcript is spliced from 2 exons.
AUGUUGCCGCCACCGCCAGCGCCACGAUUCAAAUUCACCGCCGCCGCCGCCGUUGAGCACGCCUCGCGUCAAUCACACAUCACACAAAUUCACCACGCGUGCGGCUCCGUCGCCCGCCACGAGCGCGAGCCGCUCACCCGGCCGCCGCUACACACCCCGGAGCUGCGCCGCCCGCCGGAGCUGCGCCAGUCCGCUCGCCCGCUCGACCUCACAGCACGCUGCCCGACCAUCGCCCGCCCCCCACCGCCUGGCGCGCCUUCCGCCGCGAGCGCGGCCGCAGCUCACCCGGCCGCCGCUGCUCGGCCACCGCCCGCCGCCCGGCGCACCGCCGGCCACAAGCGCGACGCCCGACGCGUGUGCGGCUCCGUCGCCCGCCGCGAGUGCGGCCGCAGCUCACCCGGCCGCCGCUGCUCGGCCGUCGCUGCCCGCCCCGGUGCUGCGCCCCCCGCCGCGCUCGCCGGAGCUGCGCCAGUCCGCUCGCCCGCCCGUCCUCGCAGCGCGAUGCCCGACCAAUGCCCGCCACCGCCCGCCGCUCGGCGCGCCGCCGGCCACGCGUGCACCUCUCGACGCGCGUGCGGCUCCGUCACCCGCCGCGAGCGCGGCCGCAGCUCACCCGGGUGCCGCUGCUCGGCCGCCGCUGCCCGCCCCGGUGCUGCACCGCCCGCCGCGUCCGCCGGAGCUACGCCAGUCCGCUCGCCCGCCCGUCUUCGCAGCGCGCUGCCCAACCAUCGCCCCCACCCACCGCCCGGCGCGCCUCCCACCGCGAGCGCGGCCGCAGCUCAGCCUGCCACCGCUGCUCGGCCACCGCCCGGUGCGCCGCCGGCCACAAGCGCGACGCCGGUGCUAGAGUCGCGAGACCGUCGUCGUGCUCUGUACGUCCGUCGCCGUAGAUGGAGAGAAGGGCAUCUAUGCAAAUAG